This is a messenger RNA of Lagopus leucura (white-tailed ptarmigan), 528 nucleotides long. RefSeq names its product NADH:ubiquinone oxidoreductase subunit A6 (gene NDUFA6). The transcript is spliced from 3 exons. The coding region runs from base 32 to 400 and encodes 122 amino acids. The record is from RefSeq and is a predicted model, not a curated record. Gene Ontology annotation, biological process: response to oxidative stress. NCBI's taxonomy places the organism in Eukaryota, Metazoa, Chordata, Aves, Galliformes, Phasianidae.
CCGCAGUGUGGGACGGGGCGGCCGCGGCAGGAUGGCGGUGGCGGGCAGAGGGGCUGCGGCCGUGAAGCCCAUCUUCAGCCGGGACCUGGGCGAGGCCAAGCGGCGCGUGAGGGAGCUGUACCGCGCCUGGUACCGCGAGGUGCCCAACGCGGUGCACCUGUACCAGCUGGACAUCACGGUGAAGCAGGGCCGCAACAAGGUGCGGGAGAUGUUCAUGAAGAACGCCCAUGUGAAGGACCCGCGGGUGAUCGACAUGCUGGUUAUUAAGGGGAAAAUGGAUCUCCAAGAAACCAUAAAUGUAUGGAAGCAGAGGACACAUGUCAUGAGGUAUUUUCAUGAGACGGAAACCCCACGACCUAAAGACUUUCUGUCCAAAUUCUAUGAAGGCCACGAUCCAUGAAACAGAUUCUGUGUCUUCUUGUCUUGUAUUACAAAUAAAGUUCUACAUGAUACAAAAAAAUCUGUACAGACAGAUUGUAUACCAGCCUACGAGACUGUUCAAUAAAUCUGAAUCUGGUAUUUAUGCAA